AAAUUGUAAGCAUUAUACUGAGACAGGGAAUCUGGUGGAUGAAUACAGAACGAACUCUUGUCGUACUGUGGGAGCUACGCUCUGGGAACUACGCAUAAAACUCAUGUUGCUAAUGCCUUCAAAAUACCGUGCGUAACUAAAGCUUCAAAAAAUCUGCACAAUUUUUACUACGCGAACAUUUUUUUUUUCGGUUUUCUUCACUUUAAAACAUGACGCUUGACGACGCACAAGUUGCAAUCAAGGCCAGCCAAGUUAAUAAAGAGGCAUCUGGAGUUGGAUCAAAUAGGAGGAUAUCCAUGUGCGUAGGAUGUGGGGGGCAGAUUUAUGACCAGUAUAUAUUGCGCGUUGCCCCUGAUCUAGAGUGGCACGGCCGCUGUUUGAAGUGUGCCGACUGCGAUACCUACCUGGACGAGACUUGUACCUGUUUUGUUCGAGACGGAAAACCAUAUUGUAAAAAAGACUACCUCAGGUUAUUUGGUACGAAGUGUGCGAAGUGUCAUCUCGGAUUCAGUAAAAAUGACUUUGUUAUGCGAGCCCGAAAUAAGAUUUACCAUAUAGACUGUUUUCGUUGUGUUGCAUGCACGCGUCAACUAAUUCCCGGUGACGAGUUUGCACUUCGGGAAGACGGUUUGUUUUGUAAAGAGGAUCACGAUGUUCUGGAGAAAGCUGUAAUUGACAAUAAUACCAUGAUCAACAGCCCAACAAAUAACAAUCAGAAUUGUGUUAAUUCUACGCAUACCAAUAGUACUCAAAAUCGUUCGUCCGGACGAAGCCACAAAUCAGAUGGCAAAACUACAAGGGUCCGAACGGUUCUCAACGAAAAACAACUCCAUACCCUUAGGACGUGUUAUGCGGCCAACCCACGACCAGACGCGCUCAUGAAGGAACAGUUAGUAGAGAUGACAGCAUUGAGUCCACGCGUAAUUCGUGUCUGGUUUCAGAAUAAAAGAUGCAAAGACAAAAAACGCACAAUUUUGGUUCAAAAUUUACAAGACCAACAAAACAAACAGGACGCAAAUAGGAGGAUGCAAAACUUUAACGGCGUACCAAUGGUAGCAUCGAGUCCCGUGCGGCACGACACACAGCUUCAAGGCAACCAGGUCGAAGUUCAAAGCUACCAGCCACCAUGGAAGGCACUUACAGAUUUUACAAUGAAUAACGAUCUGGAUCACCAACCCCCUUUCCAACAAUUGGUGAAUUUUUCGGAGAACAAUAUGAAAGGAGAGGGAAGCGAAGGUCCUCUAAGUUUACCACCAACACCUGACUCAACUGACAGACUAACUCACGGGGGAAGCCAACUGGACCAGUUGUCAGUUGGAAGCGACUAAUAUCUUCUGCCAGAAACAUGGCCAUGUGAUUCCAUAUCUGCUAUAAACCGAACAGUUUGAUUACGCUGAACAAAUUUUGCAAAACAAAUUUAUAAUUCGAAGAGAAAAAUACGGUACAUUUUUAUGCGAUUUUCUGUGUUUCUGUUGUAUGUGGAUUAUAUGAUUAGAAGAUUUUUGCGACAUUCGUGAUCACGUGAGAUCAUGCGUGAACCAGUUUUUUCUCGCCAAGUUUGCAAGGUGAAUAUUGAAUACGAUUAUACAGUGGCAGCAAUUGAUCAUGCGCAAUGUACUUAGUGACUAAAGUGGUUUUUUUUUCGCCUUGGAUAUUGAACUUUCCAAUUUGGUGCUCGUGUUUUGGGAAAGGUAGACGUACAAAUACGAUUGUAAACAUCGAUGUAAGAGCGACAAGAAUGAGUUCAUCAGUCAACGGUGAAGAUUACGUCUAAAUGAUGUGCGAACUGUAGGCCCAACUACAUACCGUAGGACUAGACUACCAACAAAAUUGUGAUACACUCCGGAAUGAAGUUAUAACCAAUGAUCCACAACCGGGGGAAACGCGACAUUGUAUUCGGUACACCAACGCAAUACAUCUUCAGCAUUAAUACAGUGUAAUUUUUUUUUUUUUUGUAAAUGUUAUUACUCGUGGUGUGUAAUUCAUAUUAAUUCGGUGUGUGUAUUACAUUACUUCUAUGUAGACCUGGUUAUAAUAAUGCCUAUCAUAUAUAUUUGAUAUAUACAUAUAUAAUUGUAUAUACAUCCAACUUGCAUGUAUAUAUAGCCUAAAUUAAUAAAAUAUUCAUUAUUAUAUAUAUAUAUAAAUUUGUAUAGUGUAUAUACACAUAUGUAUAGUAUAUAUAUAUACUAUACAAAGAUAUAAAUAUAGGCAAAUAUAUAUACAUAACCUGUAUAUAUAUAUAUAUACUGUAUAUAUAAAUUCCUAUAUAUGUAUAUAUGAAUAUAUAUGAAAAUGACAUAGCUAUUAUUUCUUGCGAGCAUACUCAAUUGAGUUCUGUUUCAAAUACAAUGUUAUCAUCUGGCCUAUUGUAUUAAUAAGGCCUUGCAAACAUUGGUCGAAGGACCUGUAGGCCACAUUUCGCAUUAGUAUGGUAUCUCUUUUGUUCUCUAAAUCCUCCUUUGGUGCAAUUUGUGUGAUAUUUUAGGUAGAAUACGUCAAGGAAAGUAUACCGAAACUUUGAGGGGACUGUUAUCAUAUUCGCUCGAUUCAUCAUUACACUCUUAGUUGUUUUGCUUGCGAAAUUCAGCUAUGAUCUGAAGCGUUGGGACAUAAGGCAACAUGGCUUAUUUGAAUACAAGAGGAUUUUAAAUUUCAUCUGUGGCCAUUGAAAAAAAAAACUAUAUAAAUUAUUGUAAAUUACAAUAACAAAUCUGAAAGUUGUAUAAGUUGUUUUAUUUUCCAUUUUAAUUACUUUACGUAUUGAUAAAACGUGGGCAUGAUCAAAUGACCGUGAUCAUUGUAUUAAUUACGUUAUUUAUGCCCAAUAUGAACUUAUUGUUUGUAAAAACAUGGUCAGAUUUUUAAACAUGACGAACAAAUUCAUGGAUUCUCGUAUUUCGAGAAAUGCAAUAUUUAGUUUAGUUAAAUAUUUAAGCUCUCAAAGUUGUUACUAUGUUUGUGUAUACAAUGUUAUGUGUAUCAGCCCACCAUAUUGUGAAAAUUGUAAAUAUAUUCUUUAAGAAUGUUUCACGCAGGCGGUGUUGAAGAUCGAAACAUACGAAUAGGCUACAAUCAUGAAACCGGGCCUAAACUAGGCCGAUAUAGAAACCUUAAAAUUCUUCACGGCUAGGUUAUGUUCGUGGAGAUGUAUUACUAUUACCUUAUUUCGAUGAUUUGUGCAAUGUAUUAAUUCAAAGUUUCAAGAAAAUAUUCACGGAGUCUAAAGAUUUCGAAAAUGUACUUUAGAUAGGUUUCCACAAGUAUCCCCUUUACGGGACAUAUUGGGAUUUUAUGCCAGCAUAAUAGUAAUGAUUCAUUCGAUGAUUUGCAAUUUAUUUUACUAAUGGAAGAGAUUCUUUAGUUAAGGAGAUAUCAUAGUCCAAUCUAUUGGUACGUUAUAAUACCCGCAAUCUUAGUCUUGGACUGGCAGUCUCGUCUACAAGGGCAUUAGGGAUCUUACUGUUACGUACCUAUAAAACUCUACAGUGUUCACACCAAGUGUUUUUUAAUAUGGUGCGAAUCAACCUCUGAUCUUUAAAAAUAUAGAUUUAAAUUUUAAAAAAAAUACAAAAUGUAUCUAUAUAGUCUUUGUUUUUUGUGAAAUGAUUUUCAAAAGCAGACAAUAGUUUACAAUUUUAAAAAGAUGUUAAAAUGUUAACAUUUGAAUGUAUACAAUUUUGGUAAUACCCAAAUACCACCUAUUUAUUAUUGAGAAAUACCUAAAAAGAUGUUUCGAACGGUUAAGUUCUUGGUCGAAUCGAGGAGAAUAUAAAAGAUAAAAUUAUAA
Molecule: messenger RNA, 3790 nt
Organism: Anneissia japonica
Lineage: Eukaryota; Metazoa; Echinodermata; Crinoidea; Comatulida; Comatulidae
Product: insulin gene enhancer protein isl-1-like
Exons: 6
Coding region: 210-1328 (372 amino acids)
Biological process (GO): axonogenesis; positive regulation of transcription by RNA polymerase II; neuron fate specification
Cellular component (GO): nucleus
Molecular function (GO): cis-regulatory region sequence-specific DNA binding; DNA-binding transcription factor activity, RNA polymerase II-specific
Source: RefSeq, a predicted model, not a curated record